AUUAGUGGUUGCAGUACUAGCAGCGAACCGUCCAUCCCGUGGGAGUAUUUGCUUGGGCCUGCCUGCCGAUUGGAACGCGCGCUCCCAAUCGACAUGAAUUGAGUCGAAUUGAGAUUAACCGAACAAGGCUCACUCUGGUCACCAUCCGCCGCUGGCCGCUGCCCUCGCCGGCCGCGUUCGACAGCAACGUAGACCUAGCUAGUGUUUCUCCACAGUAUCUCUCGGAGAUUCUUGUGUAGUUUUCCAGCGCAGCCGAAACUGAACUGAUGGUGUAGUAGGACCCCGAACCCGAACGAAUCCAAUUAUUGAUGGGACGACGGCUAACAGGCUAGUGACGUCCUUAAAUCCUCGCGUCUGCUUUCUCUUUCUCAGCCUUUACCCCAGGACGACGAGCCGCUCGCUGACUGGUUACUUAUUACUAGUAGCCUCUCUGGUCCUGGUGCAUCCUCGCGGAACUCAUCACAAGGCUCCACCUCCACCCUCCUGCGCGCAUGGUGACUGCAGCAGCAGCAGCAGCCUCCUCUCCCCGCAGCAUGCUCCGCUUCGCAUUGACCGCCUCGUCGUCCGGCCGCCACCGAACGUGAGUACGUGGCUCUCGUCCACCGUCACCGCCAGCGGCCGGAUCGCCGCGACGUCUAGAGCCCCCCCGCCUCUGCAGCCAGCCGGCGCUCGCGAUGCCUCCUCUGGCGCCGCCGCACGGUGAGAAGGGCGGCAGGCAGCGGCAGGGGGCGGCGGCGGCCCCGGCCCCGGCCCAGCGGUCGGCGUCGUUCCACGGGCGCGGGACGGAGCAGCGGCACCACCAGCCGCAGAAGCAGAGGCCCAAGACGCUGCCCGACCUGCUCGCCGGCGUCCGGGGGGCGAGCUUCCGCUCCGGGUCCCCGCCCCCGGACGGCGACGCGGGGCGGAGGACGCCGAGCAAGGUCCUGGUCAGCGUGGCGGUGCAGCAGAGCAUGUGGCCGCUGCACGUCAUGGCGCCCGCCGAGUGGACCGUGGCGGACCUGGUGGCGGCCGCCGUCGCCCUCUACGUCAAGGAAGGCCGCCGCCCGCUGCUGCCGUCGACCGACCCGGCCGCCUUCGGCCUCCACUACUCCCAGUUCAGCUUGGACAGUCUGAACCCAAAGGAGAAAAUCAUGGAACUAGGCACCAGGAGCUUCUUCCUGUGCCCAAGAUCUUGGGCUGCCGGUCAGGACGCUUCGUCGUCCUCCGGCACAGCGAACGGGGUCACCAGUGCGGCAUCAGGGAAAACACCGGCCUGGCUUAGCUACAUGCCGUUCUGGCCGACCAUGUGAUCGGCUAGCACACGCACACCCCAAACUCUUCCAGGUCCUAAAGAAUCUCCAAGUAUUGCAUUUGUGAGACAGAUGGCUACAAGGACAUUGUAAAUGUAUAUUUUGGAGUUUGUAAGCAUCUUGAAUGGUGCACGUGCGAUCCUGCAAAUCAUCUGUGGCCCAUGUUACAACCCACAGAUUCAGGGAAAAAAUAUCGAAUGAUUAUGUAAUUAAAAAAAGUUUAAAACAGUUUUAAUGGCGAAAAAUUGCUGUGGUCAUCUUGUUCAAAUUAA
Molecule: messenger RNA, 1561 nt
Organism: Zea mays
Lineage: Eukaryota; Viridiplantae; Streptophyta; Magnoliopsida; Poales; Poaceae
Exons: 3
Coding region: 675-1289 (204 amino acids)
Source: RefSeq, a predicted model, not a curated record